Molecule: messenger RNA, 3975 nt
Organism: Coregonus clupeaformis (lake whitefish)
Lineage: Eukaryota; Metazoa; Chordata; Actinopteri; Salmoniformes; Salmonidae
Product: BCL-6 corepressor-like protein 1
Exons: 10
Coding region: 830-2158 (442 amino acids)
Biological process (GO): negative regulation of transcription by RNA polymerase II
Cellular component (GO): nucleus
Molecular function (GO): protein binding; transcription corepressor activity
Source: RefSeq, a predicted model, not a curated record
GGAGAAGAAGACGAAUGGAACUAAAGAGGAGUCCCCCACCAAAGCAAAAGCUGCCUUCACCAAACAGAAGAAGCCCCCUAGUCCAAGGAAGCCAACAAAGGAGAAGGCAUCACCGGACCAUUCAAAGAAGGCUGUGGUGCCAGUGAAGAAAAAGCCAGGCCAGGAGACCACUCCAGUUAAGAAAGAACCACGUCCCAAAAAGAAGAAACCAGGUGCACCUGUACUGGAGCACAGUCUGUCGCUGGCUGAACCAUCCCCACACAGGGAGGAGGGAGAGAACACUAGCAGGGAGAAGAGCAGCCCCACUGAUAACAAGCAGACUGCUCACAACAAACCAGGUUUCACAGGUAGCGGGAGCAGUCCUCUCCCCAGUCCCCAGUGCUCUGAGACCCCAAUCUCCUUCAGCAGCCCUGGAAGACCCAAUAAGGAGCCCUCAUCCUCAGAGAGCUCCACCCCCAGGCUGAGGAGGGGCCGACGGAGGGGUGAUGAGGCUUGGCUGGACGACUGGGGAUUCGCUACUCCCUCUCCUCCACCUCCCCCAACUCUCCCUCCCCCCCCUACAUACCCUCCUCUCCAGCCUGCCCGCCGGCCCAGGGGCAGACCGCGCACCAACCCCCUGCCUGAGAAGGCUGCCCAGGGCAAGGCCAGAUCCGCGCCCAACACUGAUGGAGACUCCCCCAAACACAAGAAACGGUCCCGUUGCCGGAACAGGAAAUACCAGAAUGGGGAGUACAUCACGGGGAAGGACAGGGAUGGAGACGGAGAGGGGGAGGAGAGAUCUGUCACCACCAGGCAGGGCACUCAAUCUGGAUCAGAUUUGACAACUGGCAUGUACCCACGCCUCAGUGCCACUCUGACCUGCCGUGGCGCCAGCCCAGAGCCUGGUCCCAGGAGGCCCUCGUUCACCCGCUCAGGGUCGGUGAGGCGCCCGGAGAGAGAGGCCUCCCCAGAGCCCAGCGACAAACCCUCUGGGAAGAGAAAGUUCAAGAGCAAGCACUUGAGUGACACAGAUGAGCCCAAGAAGCAGCUCAAGACCAAACGUUGCAGCUUGGGCAAGCGCCCUGCCUCUGUGGCAACGGAUGACGACAGCCCCAACGCUAAGAAACCAGCAGGCCUCCAGGCCACCCCUAAGUGCUCGUCCUCCCCUCCUGCCAGUAAGAAGGGGACCUCAGGGAGGGGAGGGGCAUCAGAGUCUCCCCCUAGCAGACCUGUUCCUCCAGAGGUUCGCCGGCUCAUUGUCAACAAGAACGCCGGGGAGACUCUGCUACAAAGAGCCGCCCGAUUGGGCUACCAGGACGUGGUGCUCUACUGUCUGGAAAAAGAUGUGCGGGAGGUCAAUCGGCGUGACAACGCAGGUUACACGGCUCUCCACGAGGCGUGCUCUCGAGGCUGGAGCCACAUCGUCCAGGUGCUGCUGAAACAUGGGGCCGACGUCAACUGCAGCGCCCAGGACGGAACACGGCCCAUCCACGACGCAGUAGCCAGUGAUAACCUGCCUGAGGUGUGGAUGCUGCUGAACCACGGAGCAGACCCCACCCUGGCUACCUACUCUGGACAGACGGCGGUCAAACUGGCCCAGAGCCCCAGCAUGAAGACCUUCCUCAAAGAAUACUUCACAGACCUGGAGGGGAGAAGUGACCAGGACCCCAGUCUGCCAUGGGACUUCUACAGCAGCUCUGUGUUUGAGAAUGGCCAGGAGGCAUGCUGGGACUUCCUGCUCUCUCAGCGGGAGGAGGACGAGGGGAGGAUGGAGGGAGACUCUGAUAGGGACUGUCUCAUGUUUGAAUUCUCCUCGGAGCCCCUCUUACCCUGUUACCAUGUCCAAGUGUCAUUAACCCAGGGCUUUUGCAAUUGGUUCCUGUUGACGGACGUCCUGAAGCGGCUGAAGAUGUCCUCCCGGAUAUUCCGGGCGCGGUACCCGCACUUGGAGGUGGUGAGCCUGGCGCGGACGGAGCUGUGUAGGCAGGUGUCUGUCAGCCAUGUGAGCACAGCCUCUGCACAGCCUCAGGGAGAGGAAGAGGGAGAGGGGCCGGUGGAGCUGGUCCGCUGUGUCCCGGAGCUCCAGGGACUGCUGGGUUCCUCCAUUCACAUCCUACAGGAGGACGAGGGGGAGGAGGAAGGGGACAGGACGGAUACAGCCACGCCCUGCAGUCGGUAGCCCCCACCCCUCUGCUCUCUCUCAGCCCCUCACACAUCCAAACUGUUCCCCUACACGUCCCCAGAGUCUCACCCUAACCUCCCGCGAGCAGCAGAUUAAAAUAAACAAUGUCGGGAGGCUCCAGCUGUUGUAAUGGUGGUUGUGGUAUGGUGAAAUGAAACAAUGUCUACGCCACAGGAGGCUGGUGGCACCUUAAUUGGGGAGGACGGACUUGUGGUAAAGGCUGGAGUGGAAUUUGUGGAAUGGUAUCAAAUACAUCAAACACAUGGUUUCCAAGUGUUUAAUGCCAUUCCCUUUGCUCCGUUCCGACCAUUAUUAUGAGCCGUCCUCCCCUCAGCAGCCUCCACUGGUCUACGCCACUGGGAAGAACACACCUCACUAAUGACCUGGGACCGCCACAUUGAGGAGAAAUGGGGGUCAAAGCGGCACCACCUUGAGGAUGGGUGUGGGUGCUCGGUGCUGGAGAGCAGCUUUCAGGUUCCAAUCUGUAGGUAUUUUUCAGGACCCAAUAAAUAUUCUGGUAACAUAUUUUUUAUGAUUCUAUAUGUAUAUGGUACUAUAUGUAUAUCUUGCCACCAGGGCGAUCACAUUUGGUUGUAAUGUAUCCGUGUGGCUAGGGAUGGAUUAUGUUUAGGGUUUUCUUUUUGUGGUUUUGUUCAGUUUGUUUGCUCCUGAGGGAAAGAUAAUAUUUUGGGGUGGGAGAUAAUCCAAGGCUUUUAUUUGGGUGAACUCUUGCGUGCAGCUAAAAGGUUUACAGCCAGGCCAGGCCAGCUAACAGUAGCAGGAAGGCCCCAAGGCCAGAUUAACAUGGGAGACCCAGAGACCACGGACACACACACAGACACAUAAUCUGCCCAGCUAACAGAACCAUAGAACCACAGUGAUCCAUUUCAUCAUUCAACCACACAGUACUCUCAAGUUGCUAAGUAGAUGGCCAUUCAGUUUGUGUUACUUUUCUUUUGUCUUUCAUUUUGCAGUGCACAUGAUUUCACCAAGCAUCUUAGGUGUGUUAACCCGCGGCCUACCUGUAGGCUUCUUAACCUCAGAUCAUGGAUUGAUUUAGUUGAACUUGAGAAUUAAUACUUGUUUACAGAUCUCAACAGAUGGAAAGGUGUCGCUGUAGUUUUCUUCACUCCUCCUGCUUACCAGAUGAUGGGAGUGAGAGUAGAAGUAGGAUCUGUGGGGAGACCAGCGUCCUCUGCUCCUCUGUUCUGACUGCAACCCUUCACUUUGCUGCAUAAGACUGACUCACAGGAGGGAUAGGAUAGGUAUCCUUUUACUGCACCUUGCUCAUCCCCCCUCAUGGGGUUACGGACGGACUCCAACGUGCUAUGUGGCGUGUGUUUUAUUUACACUGUUGUUUGUGCUUAAUUUAAUAGUCAUUAAUAUAUUUGACCUCUUGUGUAUCUGACAAACAAUUUAUGAAAAAUUGCUUUGUAUGGUUGGUGCUUCAUUUCAAAUGUACAAUUCAGGAUCCUUCUUGAGAUUUUUUUUUUUUUUUUCUUAUUGCAAACAGUAUUUUAACAAGCAAAAGUACAGUUUUAUUGUACUGGUGCUAAGCUAGAAUUUGUGUUGACAAUCAAUGAUGUUUUUGUUUGAAGUUAAAACCAAUAAAUUAUAUUUAAUUAAGAUGAAGUGACAGAAAUGUAAAGAAAAAGUAUAGUUUCAUUACCUAUGGUGAAGAAAGUGGAACACAUCUAGUCUGGAGAAGAGGACAAUGUACUGCUUGUGUGAGUGCUGUUAAAACAGGUUAACCUUCUAUUCGAUUUAUUUUUAAUUUUUAAAUCAACCAGAAUAAAGCAUGAUUGUGAAGUAUU